Molecule: messenger RNA, 582 nt
Organism: Histoplasma mississippiense
Lineage: Eukaryota; Fungi; Ascomycota; Eurotiomycetes; Onygenales; Ajellomycetaceae
Exons: 2
Coding region: 1-582 (193 amino acids)
Source: RefSeq, a predicted model, not a curated record
AUGCCCGUUGAAGGUUAUAGGGUUAGGGUUAAACUAUCCAAGUUCUACAUAGUGCGUGGUCCGACGCGCCCCGGUCCGAUUUUCUCCGUCCCUGAUUGGCCGCCCGUGCGUGCUCCCGCUCCCGCCUCCGCGUGCCCGCAGUGGGGCCCGGUCACAGUCGAGCUCCCUCUUCCUCUUCCCUUCUCAUAUCUCAUGGCACAGAUGCUGGUGGUACAGCAGGCAGUUCAGAUGGCCGAGGAUGAGCAGGUGGAGCACCCUGCAGAUGCGCUGGAUGCCAUGCGUGAACGCUUCCUCCUCCCAGGAGUGGCUGCCCCCUUUGGCUGGGUGACCCGGCUGCGGACAUUCGGCAAGCGAGUGCAGAACACCACCACAAGUCUAGGAGGAAGCACGGGAGGUGGUAGUGCCACGCCUGGCACUGGCCCAGCUGGCGGACAGCCCUACAAACAAUCAUCGCGGCUGGAACUUCCUUCAAGCACCGCAGAACUGCAAGGCCCUUCCAACCACAGGGGAGCGAUGGCUGCUGGACCGAGUCCUCACAACAGACAGGCUCCGGGCAGAGUGGGUAGCUGUACGGCCAUCUGA